Fusarium coffeatum is the source of this 2157-nucleotide messenger RNA. RefSeq lists its product as uncharacterized. The transcript has 6 exons. Bases 1 to 2157 code for a protein of 718 amino acids. The record is from RefSeq and is a predicted model, not a curated record. Gene Ontology annotation, cellular component: cytoplasm. Gene Ontology annotation, biological process: L-tryptophan biosynthetic process. Lineage: Eukaryota; Fungi; Ascomycota; Sordariomycetes; Hypocreales; Nectriaceae. Gene Ontology annotation, molecular function: tryptophan synthase activity.
AUGGACGCUAUUAAACAGACUUUUAAGCGCUGCAAGGAGCAGAAUAGGUCUGCACUGGUAACAUAUGUCACCGCUGGUUACCCCAAGCCUGAAGAUACUCCCAACAUUCUCCUGGCUUUGGAGAAGGGCGGCGCUGAUGUCAUCGAAGUCGGCGCGCCUUUCACCGAUCCAAUUGCUGACGGCCCAACUAUUCAGACUGCCAACACAAUUGCUCUCGACAAUGGCGUUACGAUCGAAUCCACCUUGGGCAUGGUGAAGGAGGCACGAUCUCGUGGUCUCAAGGCUCCUGUUAUGCUUAUGGGUUACUAUAACCCCCUUCUCAGCUAUGGCGAGGAACGACUGCUCCAGGAUUGCCACACAUCUGGUGUCAAUGGCUUCAUUGUUGUCGAUCUACCCCCCGAGGAGGCCAUCUCUUUCCGCAAGCUUUGUAACAAGGGACGCCUUUCAUACGUUCCUCUUAUCGCCCCCGCUACCUCAGAUACCCGAAUGAAGAUUCUUUGCCAGCUUGCCGACUCAUUUAUCUAUGUCGUCUCUCGCAUGGGCGUCACCGGCGCUACUGGUACUCUCAACGCAAACCUCCCCGACCUUUUGGAGCGUGUCAAGAAGUACAGCGGGAACAAGCCUGCUGCUGUCGGAUUCGGUGUCAGCACCAGAGAACACUUCCUGAGCGUCGCUACCCUUUCUGAUGGUGUCGUUGUCGGCAGCCAAAUCAUCACUACCAUUAAGAACGCCGAGCCUGGCCAGGCCCUUUCUGAUAUCGAGAAGUACUGUGCUUACCUCUCCGGCCGCGACUCUGAUGAUUCAAACACUCGAGAGGUUGGUCUUGUCGAGGCUGUGGCUGGAGCCAAGGAGCCCAGCGGCGAGAACGUUACUGUCAGCGGUACUGUCACAGACGCGGAUAUUACUGCCGAGGAGGACACAGCUCUGGUGGCCCAGCUUGCUGCUCUUCAUGGCAAGAUCCCUGAGCGUUUUGGCGAGUUCGGCGGUCAGUACGUCCCUGAGAGUCUGAUGGACUGUUUGUCACAACUAGAGGAGGGUUUCAACGCGAUCAAGGAUGACCCUACGUUUUGGGAGGAAUACCGAUCUUACUACGAGUACAUGGGACGACCUGGCCACCUGCAUCUAGCCGAGCGACUGACCGAGCACGCUGGCGGCGCUAAUAUCUGGCUGAAGCGUGAGGAUCUGAAUCACACUGGUAGCCAUAAGAUCAACAAUGCCUUGGGACAACUCCUCCUUGCCCGAAGACUUGGAAAAAAGCGAAUCAUCGCCGAAACGGGUGCUGGGCAGCACGGUGUCGCUACUGCCACUGUCUGUGCCAAGUUCGGCAUGGAGUGCACAGUAUACAUGGGAGCUGAGGAUGUCCGACGACAGGCCCUUAACGUGUUCCGCAUGCGAUUGCUUGGUGCCAAGGUCGUUGCUGUCGAGGCUGGCAGCAAAACCCUCCGAGAUGCUGUCAACGAGGCUCUCCGUGCCUGGGUCGUCGAUCUUGAUACCACUCACUACAUCAUUGGCUCUGCUAUUGGACCGCAUCCUUUCCCCACCAUUGUCCGUACUUUCCAGUCCGUUAUUGGCAGGGAGACGAAGGAACAAAUGCUUGAGAAGAGAGGCAAGCUCCCUGACGCCGUUGUGGCUUGCGUCGGUGGUGGCAGUAACGCUGUCGGCAUGUUCUACCCCUUUGAGAACGAGCCCAGCGUCAAGCUGCUCGGUGUCGAGGCCGGUGGUGACGGUGUAGAUACCGCACGACACAGUGCUACCCUCACUGGUGGCUCCAAGGGUGUUCUCCAUGGCGUAAGGACUUACGUUCUCCAGGAUAAGCAUGGCCAGAUCACCGAAACUCACUCUGUUUCUGCCGGUCUAGAUUAUCCCGGUGUCGGACCCGAGUUGAGCUCCUGGAAAGACAAUGAGCGAGCUAAGUUUGUUGCCGCCACUGACAGCGAGGCCUUCCUUGGUUUCAAGCUCAUGAGUCAGCUUGAGGGUAUUAUUCCUGCCCUUGAGACUGCUCAUGGUAUCUACGGUGCCAUUGAGCUUGCCAAGACAAUGAAGAAGGACGAAGACAUUGUCAUCUGCGUGAGCGGCCGUGGCGAUAAGGAUGUGCAGAGCGUCGCCGAUGAGCUACCUAAGCUCGGCCCGAAGAUUGGAUGGGAUCUCCGUUUCUAG